CAACCCACCACUCCAGCAUUGUUUAAGAAACCGGGUUUCUGCAUUCAGAUUCUUACUGACAGACCAUCUGAUAAUCCCUAACACAGCUACCUGUAGCAGCCUCAGAUCAUUCAGCAGCCAACACAGAGAGUAGCCCUCAGAGUCCAAGUGGCAUAAAGUUUGGAAAGUGAAGGUGUACGAGGAUCCUCCUAGACAGGCACAGAAAGCUUGAUGGUUAGUUGGGCAUUUUUAUAUCCCUGUGACUGAGUAAGAAGAGUUGUUCAUUCUUAUGAAGACAAACAAGUGCAGUAGUCCUGAGAAGUUAAACUGAAGUUCUGGUUUCUGUACACACCAGGGGAUCUGAAAAAAAAAAAAACACUUUCCUGUCUACUACCGUAUACUGGUGUCUUACUCAGCUCUUGACGCUGAGACAGUUUUACUGAAAACCAUCUAUCCUACAAGAGCUUUUGUGUUUGUUCAGCAGUACCACUGUCGGCAACCAUAAACAAAUCGAAUUCCUAACAAUAUACAAUUCAGCCACAAAGUUUGAAAAGCAAUUUAUGUGACUGUGAAGGAAAAAAAUGGAUAACUCGAUCAAGCUUGUCUGUUUUCUCUGUUUUCUGGGACUGAUCCUAUCAGUACCUGGAAUAGCUACUAGUGCGAAUACUUCUACUGAAGCAACAACAAUGCCCAGCAGUUCUCAAUCUGUCACAACAGUGGCUAGCACAGCCCUUUCGAGUCCAGACCCCACCACUGUAACCUCAGCUGAACAGAUUACAGCUGGAUCUUCUUCAAGUCCACCUUUAACAAGUAGUGCUACAGCUGCCACUCAAACAGUGGCUACACAGACUGGUGAUUCAAGCAGCAUUACAACUGGAAGUGUUGCCAGUAGCACUACACCUGCCACUGAAAAAAGUACCAGUGAAGAGAAAAAUAGUGCCAGCAGUGCUACAACAAGCAGUGCCAAGGCUGAUAGUACAACAGAAGCCCUCUCCCAAACAACAGAAGCCCUCUCCCAAACAAGUGUAACAGCAGUAAAUAGUCCUAGUUCACUGAAAAAUAUUGCAGAAACAAGUACAGCACCAGCACUCAGUAGUUCAUCUGCAAAGUCUGUCACAGAGCAGACAGUGACAAGUAGCUCUGUGCCAGAAACUGCACAAACUUCAACAAAACCUGAACAGACUACUGCUAACAAAUCGGAGCUGAUGGUAUCUUCCACUGCCGGGACUUCUUCACUCUCAAGUUCAGCUCUGCCUCCUUCCACAUUGACAGAGACCAGCAGUUCGACUGGAAUGACUACGGGACUAAAUAAAGAUUCAACAGCAAGUACCACACCAUCCAGAAACGAAACCAGAACAUCAGUUUCAGCUGCAAACUAUUUACUUCCAUCAUCUUCAACUGUAACUUCAUCAUCAGGAGUAACAACAAUAACCAACUCCCUGCUACCAACCUCCGUUCUCUCUCAGCAGUCUUCUACAUCAACACCUGGUAAAAGUGAUUCUGACACAAGGGAAAUCUCACCAAAGAUGAAAUGCACAGCAACAAACACGUCUGGCCUUAAUAUUGCCCUGAAUUUGACUACAACAGAAACCUGUGAUGAGUACAUAAAAAGUGAGGGAGGAAAGAAACUGGCUGACAUGCUCUGUUCCUUAAAGAAAAAUAAUUCUGAAGGUCAUUGCAUUAUGACAUUUAAUGUUGUAAAUGCUUCCGGCAAUCUUCUACACAUUCACAGCAUUUUGUAUCAAGUGGACUAUAGCAAAGAUGACGUGAUACAAAUGCUGAAAGACAAUCACGAUAAGUUAAAAGAGUUUAAUAUUUCAGGGCACAAAGGAUACAUGAAAAGUGACGACAACCAAGGUAUAGACAAACUCACACUGUGGCUGGCUCUAGCAGUCCUCUGCUGUUUAGCAGUGUUGUGCUUACUAUUUGGCUUAUCUGUCUUCAUCUGUAAUCAACGCAAAUUACGAACAAAAGACCAGCAACGUCUAACAGAAGAGCUGCACACUGUUGAAAAUGGCUAUCAUGACAAUCCAACUCUAGAGGUGACAGACACACAGCCAGAAAUGCAUGAAAAUAAGAUCAACCUGAAUGGAGAACUGGGUGAUGCAUGGAUUGUGCCCUUGGAUAACCUGUCAAAAGAGGAACUGGAAGAAGAGGAAGACACCCAUCUAUAAAUUAGAUGCAGCAGUACGGUCAGACAAGGACUGAUUCCACCCGCAAGUGCCCACAUUUAAUACUGUCCAUGAAAGAGAGACAUGUCUGGUUAUUUAUCCCAUUCCCAGAGUCUUUACAUUCUGAGCCGGAGUAAAGGCAUAUAUAGUCAUAUGUGUUGUAUAUAGGUUUGUGUUUGUAUGCAUUAUAUAUUGUUAACAGUCAAGAUGUUUAAACAUCAGGCUGUGAUUUUCUGAGCAAUAGGUUUAUUGCUACUGUAAACAUAUAAUGAGAGCAUUGGAAAUAAGACAAUAUGAACAUCGUUAUGUUCUUCUUAAGUGUAACAAAAAGAGACCUGCCUAACUGAAAUGUUGUAAUGCAGUGUUAGACACACGACUUCAUAUCUACUGGGUUCUUGAAGGUAAGCCAUAGUAUAACUGAAGCUCUGGUAUGAGGUUGUCUUGGGGAUGACCUAACUCGUGGUUUUCCCUGGAAGACAUAAGCAUCUUGCAUGUAUUUAUUUUCACAUCUCCACAUAUAAGGACACAAAAUAAGGCCCCAGUGCCUUAAAUAUUUCACUGGAGUCCUGGUCCCACCACACUCUACUCUAGAAUAUUCUGGUAGGUGACUUGUCAGCUUCUCAGAUUGUCAGUUCAUGUGUAACAGUGAUUAGCCAAACUAGAUGAAAUGUUGCCUUUAUAUAUCUAUAACACUCUUAUUUUAUAUUUCAGUUUUGUUUUCUUAUACUUUGUAUCACCACUUCUCAUCCCUCCCCUAAACAAGAAAAAGCUGCCUUUUCUGGGAUAGAAAAUCCUAAUGUUCUGCUGAAAAUGGGAAAUGUAGCAGUAUUUAACAAAAGUUGAGUUAGUUAACAUUGUCAAAACUGAAAAAGUACAUUGUCUGGGAAGUAAACAAGGAGGACUGAGUCAUCACUGAGUUAAAGAAGUGAACCUACAAAAUAUUAAGAUGUUACUGCUUCACUAUUUUUGUGGACUAAGGCAUCAACAAUUCCAGUAGUAAGGUAUGCUGACUACACACAAAUGAGCCUAGUGAACACCUGUAAACUAAGCCACAGGGCAUUAGUGAAGCAAUCAAGUGAUGAAAGAUAACAGAACAUUUCUGGAGUUAGCCAGACACAGCAGAUUAAUGAGAUGACCUGCAGGUCAUUGGUAGGACAAAUUAACAGGAUAACCUACUUAACUUAGUGAGAAACGAGAGUUAAGGUAAGCCAUUUGCAUGUUAAUGUGGCAACGCGGUAAAGUAUAUCACCAAUAUAAUUACCAGACAGCAGGAUAAAAGAAGCUGCCAUCAUAUUAGAAAGACAGUUAAACAUGGCAAGUCACCAGUACAUUAACAAGAGAUUGGACAUUAGGGUAAGCUAAAGACCAGGAUGUUAUCGAAGUUAACAGAGUGAAGUACACCACAAAGAUGUAGUAGGAUAGGCUAUAGGCACCAACACCAGAGUGUAAUGGGCUAACAGUGCGCUACUGAACGAGCUAAGUACUGCAAUCUGUGAGGGUAUUACUGAAGUAGGUGUGUAGAGUAAACCAAGGCAAGAUACUAUGACAUUAACUAGGCAUCCAAGUAAUUAAGUAAGUUAGUUAUCCGGGCAUUAACAAGGUAUCUAAGUCAGGGAAGCCCCCAGGACAUUACUGAGGUGUCUAAGAGGCUCUUUGUAAGGUACCCAUUAAAAUAUUAGUGAGGUAACUUAAGUGCCAAACUGCCACCGUGUCAGAGAUGCACCCUCUAAUGGCCUGGUGGCUUAUCAAGUUUGGGUAGUUAGGCACCAGAGUAAGAUAAGCUACCCGAACAUUAGUAAAUUAAGCCACCAAGAGACUUUAGUGAGACAUCAGCUUAAGGUGUGCCACCACCAGGACAUUACAGACAUGUUUGAUUAAGGUGAGUCACCAGGCUGUUACAGACAUGUUUGAGUAAGGUCAGUCACCAGGACAUUACAGAGGUAUCAAAGUGAGAUAAGUAUCCAUGACAAUAAAGAUGUACGUUAUGCUGCCUUAAAAGUAAUGACCAGAGGUGCUGAAUUAGAAUUUUUGUGUCUUUAUAAUUAACAAGGUACCUCAUUCCUCUUUUCUUAGUUGUAAGAAUUGUGUUUACUAUAUCCAGCCCAAAGAUAGUGGGAUCUGAGCAAGAUUUCAAAUUAUAAAGUAAUGGAAGACAGUGAUGCUAGCUCACCACAUUUUAUCUUCUGGUUGUCAGACAUCCUGUGUGCUCAUACAAACAUUUUAAACUGAAUGUAAACAUUUUGAACUGAUUUUGUUAGGAAUCUUUGACAGGAUAGCAGACCAGCUUCACACUACUGAGUAAAUUAGUGACAGUUGUUAAGAUUUCACUGGCACACAGAAGAGUCCACGUUCAACAGAUUAACAUCUUUCCUUUAAAGAUCUUUCAUUAACAAUGCAGAUGAGCGAGUUAAAACUACAAUUCCUACAUUUUCUUUCCUAUAGGUCAGUCCCCAUCUCCAGCCCCACUAGAAAGGCAAGAGGUAACUUAAACUUUCUUUAAAAAGCAGAAUUUGCAUCUCAUCUGUUUAUACAGCUGUGUUUAUAAUUCUGUACCAGCUGCACAGAUAUUAUUACUCACUGUUUAGUUUCAUAGUUUUGUGUCACUGCCCACAUCGCAGACCACACUCGCAGUGUUGUUUUUGCACAAUGUUACAUAAAAAACAAGCAAUUUUAGUCAAUAUGGAAACCCAAAAGGAAAAACUUAAUUUCCGUGACAUCAAGAUGGUAGCAGUUUAUUUAACAUAUCCUAGGCAGCUAUUCACAGCUACAGAACUGUAAUUGCAGUGAGGAAAAUAAGUGAGUGUCUUAAUAGUGAGAGGCCAGUCAUCACACAAAAAAAACUGAUGUCUCAUAUUAAAGCUAUUACUUCCUUGUCAUCAUAAAAUAAUGUUUAUUAUUGCUGUAGCACGUUUUACAUGUACGUAUACAAUGUCAUUUUUGCACAGCAGAAGAAUGAAGAGACAAAGCUGCUCAUGAGAAUUAAAAGAGGGAAUGUUCCUUUUACUGAUGCAUACUUAGACUGCAUUUAUACAACAGGAAAUGUCUCCAAAUAAAUCAUAGGCUGUCAGAUUUAUUCAACAAAACAGACACGGUAAAAAAAAAAAACAGAUGCUGCACUGAACAGACAAAAUAAGACAUGGCUUGUAUAUUUAGCAAAUUUUGUCAGUGAUUGUUGUGUAAAAUGGAACGGUAAUGAUAUGGUUAUCAUACCUGUCAAUGCUUUAGCUCAAGAUAUUUUGUAGCAUUUGUGCAACAUGUGGAAAAUGUUGGGUACUUACGUAUUAUCGCAACCAGAUUUUCGUGAUAAUACUGGUUGCUUCCAGAUGUGUAAAUUUUACCAGUACUGACUUGAAAAUGUGACAUUAACUGUUUUCUUUCACAGUGAAAUUUUUUUGAGGCAGGAUUAUCGAUUAAACAUGGAAAAAGUGAUGUUUAACCGCAUGCUGGCUGAAAACGAAUGUGGGAAUUAGCAUACGUUGUUACUUUACGUCUUUACUUACAACAGAUAAGUUUGGCUUACAUUCAGGAAGAUGUAACUACAAUUGCUGACAACUUUCUCUCCACACACAGAAACAGUACAACAGCGAAUGGGAAAUCCACAUCUUUUUUAGUCGUAAUCAUUGAAACACAAUCUCCAUUUGUCCAAGGAUAGCACUAUCACAAUUACAAGUAGCCAAAGCACCACUGUCAACUUCUCACAUACCAAACUACCCUACAUGUCAGCAUAAUGCAAUAUCAUCAGUUUGGCAAACCUUUUAUUGUUAUUGCAAGCUUCUAUUCUUAAAAAAAAAGUUUUCCUCCUUUCAAGUCUGUUUGUAAAUUUUGAUAAAUAGUCUACCAAAAAGCAUUUCUCCAGGUCUCCCCGUGUUUUUCUUUUCAGCAUUCCAUCUUGAUAGAGAAAAGCACUCCUUUCGACAGUAACAUACACAGCAGCCCAGGCAAUUAAACCAUGCGUGUGUAAAGCACGUAAAACAGGUAGAAGACUUUCACAGUUGUUUCAUCUUCUUGAAUGUAAGCUAAACCUAUUUGUUGUAAGUAAAGACGUAAAAUAACAAGUGGCACUAAUUACCACACUCGUUUUCAUGCCAGCAUUCAUAUUACCGCAACUGUGAAAAUCUGGUUGCGCUAAUAUGUAAGUACCAAAUGUUGUUACCUACUUUUCUAAAUAGACUGUGAGUCUCGCAUUCAUUGCUGUGUAAAUAUCGGUGGGCCCGUUCUAUAACCCAUGAUGCAGACUGCAAAGUUACUUUCCUUUUUUAUGGAAUAUUUCACUGGGGGCUUGUUAUAAAUCCCAUCAGGAAUGUACAGAUUUUAAUAGAAACUGCCAGCUCUGAUUGCUGUGUUUUGACAUAAAAUCUUGUAGCUCUAUGCACGCAAAUAUUUUAGUAAAGGGCAGGUCUACAACUAGUGGGUUUUGGCUUUAUUGGCCUAAAUAUACCAGUAAAGACUUAGAAAAGGUAAAGUAAAAAAUUGUCAACAUUCACAAACCGUGUAGUAAAAAACUGGUAUGUCCUUAAUGGGUCAUUUAAGCAAUAACCGAUGACAUCUGUGUGGUAUAUUAAGAUUUACCCACGGUUGGUGUGGU
Protopterus annectens (West African lungfish) is the source of this 6735-nucleotide messenger RNA. It is a transcript of the gene PODXL, whose product is annotated as podocalyxin like. NCBI's taxonomy places the organism in Eukaryota, Metazoa, Chordata, Ceratodontiformes, Protopteridae. Gene Ontology annotation, biological process: negative regulation of cell-cell adhesion; cell migration; positive regulation of cell-cell adhesion mediated by integrin. The record is from RefSeq and is a predicted model, not a curated record. The coding region runs from base 561 to 2153 and encodes 530 amino acids. Gene Ontology annotation, cellular component: apical plasma membrane; microvillus membrane. The transcript is spliced from 8 exons.